Messenger RNA from Lodderomyces elongisporus, 2715 nucleotides. RefSeq names its product cullin (gene RTT101). The record is from RefSeq and is a predicted model, not a curated record. NCBI's taxonomy places the organism in Eukaryota, Fungi, Ascomycota, Pichiomycetes, Serinales, Debaryomycetaceae. Bases 1 to 2715 code for a protein of 904 amino acids. The transcript has a single exon. Gene Ontology annotation, molecular function: ubiquitin protein ligase binding. Gene Ontology annotation, cellular component: Cul4-RING E3 ubiquitin ligase complex. Gene Ontology annotation, biological process: DNA damage response; ubiquitin-dependent protein catabolic process; protein ubiquitination.
AUGCCUAAAUCAAUUGGAGAGAUACUAAGUUUAAAUCAAACCAGAACAUCUGCAGAACACGAGAGGACUUUGUCGCAUAUGAUAACACAUUCUGCUAUACCCCUGCAGGAGAAAAACAAGUUACAAUUGGAAACCACUGAUAAAAGACGAAAAUUACACCACGGAGAUGCCAUUUCAAACAUAGAGGGUUUUUCAUCAUUUGUUGAAGAGGAUCAUGAUAACCGUGGCGGUGAUGGUUUAGCUGCUACCAAUGAUACCAAUGAUACUAUUCAACAGCGACUAAGCAUGUCAAAAUCUGUUUUAUUCAAUGUAAUGGACAGAAUCAUAAAUGACGAACCUUUGGGUCACUCAUUGGUGUAUCUUUACCGAUUGGCAGAAAGUGUUUGCAAAUACAAGCAUUCGGAGAUGAAGGAGCUUAGCGACAUUCUUAUUGAAAAAUUGGAAAGAAAGUUUAAUGAUUUAACUUUUUUAAAUGACGACAGAGACAAAGUUGACUUUAAUGAUGAUGAUGAAGAUGAUGAUCAAGUAAUCAUGAAGUGUCAAAAUUUUAUCAAUAAAUGGAAGGUAUGGCAAACUUGUUUCACCAAAAUGGCGCACUUUUUUUAUUACCUUGAUACGUAUUACUUAAUGCCACAUCAUUUUCGAACACCAAUAGCCAAGUAUGCAACUAACAAAUUUGCAAAUUUCUAUUUUCCCUUUUCUAGCACACCCGACUCUCUGUAUUCAAUGAAACAAACCUACUUGGCCUUAGUUAAGAUUGUUUACAAAAAAAGUGUUUAUUUUAGAGAGUUGACUGAUGAAAGCGAAGGCUAUGGCGAUGACAAUGGUAAUGGCAAUAGCGAUGGCAAGGGUGAUGUUCUAAAGCUAUAUCAUGAGUUUACCCUACUUUAUCAAGAUCUCACACAGUUUUUAAAUAUUGCGCUGGAUGAUUCAACAUUGAAUAAAGUUGAUUUGGCCGUGAUACAAAAAAUUGAAGAGACGAUUUCUUUGACGCACAUUAUUGAAGAUCUUGAUACAAAGGACAAAAUCGAGAAUGAUCAACUUAAUGCACCAGAUAAUGCAUUAAAGGUGGCAAAAGUGUUUAAAUUUUUGAAGAAAGAAGCACUGUUUUAUAAUCGCUGCAGUAAAAGUAAAUUAUUUAUCCAAAAACUAAUUUCGCAAUUGUCAUUCAAGCUCAUUUUUGGAGGUGAGUGGGAAGAGCUCGUUGAUCGUGAAUUUGACUUGCUUAUUGAGUCGCCGGAAGAAGUGCGUAUGUUGAUCAAUUAUUGUCGUGAAGUUUAUCAUACUCAUGGUUUGAUGGGAAUUUCUCGAUUUGCUUAUUCAUGGCUGCUAUAUUGUAAGAAAACGUUGGAUGUGUGUAUUAAUGAUUACAGAAAGGGAGUAGUCAAUAUUGAUGAAUGGCCCAGCUUUAUUUUAUAUGGCAAGCGAAUUUUGGACAAGCUAGAGCAACAAUGUGCUUUUAAUUUCCAAACUGAUGCAGAGUUUCGUGAAAAACUCAAUGUUUCAUUUGCCAACUUUGUUAAUGACGAAGCAAAUAAUAUAUUUAUCAUCCAGCUGAUGAACAAAUUCUGUGAUACAUAUUUCAAAUCGAAUUUCAAAUCUUAUCCGCAGAUGAAAUACACAUUAUCAUUCGAAAAAGCAAGACACCUUGUUAUGAUAUAUUUUAAAGCUUUGAAAAAUAAAGUUGAUUUCUUGAGCGUAUACAGACGAGAAGCUUCCAGGCGUUUGCUUCUAAAGAAGUCAUUGAACGUCAAUGAGGAAGAGACUUUGGUUGUUGAACUUGUUGGAGAAGUAGUGGAGAGCGAAGCAUCAAUAGCCCUUUUGUCUAUGUUUGAAGAUUUGUCAGUCUCUAAAUCUUUAGGUUUAGAAUUUAGCCAGCAACAGAUAAAUGGCAUCGAAUUCGAGGCACUUGUUCUAGAUAGGAAAGUAUGGCCAGAUGUAUCAAACGUUGACUACCAGAAUAUAAAGAUACCAAAGGAAAUGGAACAAUUGCUAUUGAGUUUUGACGAUUUUUACCAUGGUAAAGAACGAAAACUAAAGAAUAGAAAUCUUGACUGGAGCAGUAAUUACAGGUUCCAUAAAGUGACCAUCAGCGGUAACUUUUCGAGUGGUGAAGUGUCAAUCACUGCAAACAUGUUACAGGCGGUGUUAAUUAUGUUGUUUAAUGAGCAGUCCCUGUACACCUUGGAGCAACUCGGUGCUAAAUCUGGAAUGAACUUGUCAUUAUUGCAAGCAGUUCUCAAUACAAUGAAUCUGGGCAAAUCGAAAAUUGUCACUCAGAAAGGUGAGAAGGUUUUGUACAACUUGCAAUACAAGGGGCCUCCAAAACUCAAGCUUCCAAUGAUCAAAGAGCCAAUUGGUUCUGCGAAUGAAUCUUUCAAAAAAAAUCGCAAUAAUGAAAACAAUAACGGUAUUAUUAGUUUCAACGAUGAAGAUAACACUCAUAAGACAGGAAAUCAUAUUUUGCUGAGAGAUUCGGACUCUGAUGCACUUGAUAUUUUAAACCAUAACAGAGUAGAGGAGUAUAAAAGUGUUUUAAUGAGAAUAUUGAAACAAGAGUCGAGUCUUGAUGUACUGGACUUGCUUAAUAGAGCAAUUGAGAUUUUGCAGGCGCGAAGACCCGUUUAUGUUACUCAACUUAACGAAUGUUUAGAAAAUUUGAUUGAGCAAGAAUUUUUAGCUCGAAGUGGUUCCAACAUUCAAUACCUUCAUUGA